Molecule: messenger RNA, 10199 nt
Organism: Podarcis lilfordi (Lilford's wall lizard)
Lineage: Eukaryota; Metazoa; Chordata; Lepidosauria; Squamata; Lacertidae
Source: the annotation of a GenBank genome assembly
AUUCCACAAUCUAGAAUUUUCUCUAGCUCCCCCACAACCGUUCCAUUGCAGGGUAAGUAGACUAGACUGCAUCCUGCAUUAACAAAGCCAUUAACCAUCUGCAGAACUGAACUCAGCGGCUGCUGCUGCUGCUGCUGGCAAGUGACCAGCUGGUUCUGCAACUCAGUGCGGCAAAGUCAGAGGCAGGUUAAGAGAAGCAGAAUUAGGAGAGGGAUAGGAAAGAGGCAUGGGGGGAGGCACUGGGGAAUGCUGGGGAUAGAACACCGAAAUGGGCUCUGUGUGUGUUUAUGCACUUACAGAUUAUUCACAUAAAUAGCAGAAGCUUCCCAGGGGGGCCUGGUGCCCUUUGGCAGGACUGAGAAGGCAUCCACACUGCCAGCAACAGCCGUGACUCUUCUGCAGGAGAGGAGCGUCUAGGCUCUGAAGAGCCCACGCCAUGCAGUUGAUGGAGGCACUGAAUGUAGCAGCCACCGCCAUUCCUUCUCUCCCAGAGUCAGGGCUGGAGGCCCAGAGAGGCCCCUGACAGAGCUGGGGAGGGAGAGUUAUGAAGGAAGAGAGGGAAGUGGCCAGGGCAGCGCUGAGCCCAGCGUAGCUUCCCCAGUAGCCAGCCAGGAACCUCUCUUGCCUGGGUGGGUAUUUGCACAGCUCCUUCUCUCAGGCAGCCUGGCGGCCCUGCAGGAAGCUGCACCUAUGUCUGGGGAAGGAGAGAGAGCCUACAUCCCAGAUGAUUCCGACUUCAACACUUUCCGGGACCAGUGUGAAAGCCAGGAAGGCUGGAGCAGCCGGUAUAACAAGGGAGGAGUGGCAGUGUGGACCCAAAUGCAGCCGGAGAGCAAGACUGUCCAGAAAAUCAAGGUAAGGGGGUGGCAUUCAGCUAUGGCUUACUCAGAGUAGACCCAUUGGAAUUAAUGAACACGACAGUCAUUCCAGAGGCUCUGCUCUGAGUAAAACUUACUUGAAUGCCACCCAGGGGCCCCUGCCUGGGCUUGGGAAUCAUGGGUGGUGAUGUGGCACUGCCCACCCCCUUCUGCCCCCUCUGAUUUGCCCAGGAGCCUCUUCUCCUGCUCCUGCCCCAUGAAUGCUGGACUCCAAAACAAAGCUUUGCUCCAAAACAAGCAUCCCUCUUGCUGCGCUCAGUUCUCAAAUUAAUCCAGGCUGCAGAAUGUGCAAUGCUGCAAUUCAGCUAGAAUGUUAGAGGUCCCGGAAGAUCCUUUGGGCUCUCACAUUCCCUUUUCCUCAUCCUCUUCUCCCCUUUCUUUUUUUCUGUGAGGGAUCUCUGCUGUUUCAGCCUCCGAGCACAUUUUACAGACAGAAAUAUCCCUGUUCAGGUAUCUUGGACAUGAAUUGAGAUAGAUCUAGGGGAAGAUAAGGCUGUGUUUUUGAGUGUCCUGCCCAGACGUAAGGGAAUUGAACACUGUAUAUGGAUUUGAUAGCAGAUAAAGACACAAGCUUUUGAGUUGUGGUUAGCCCUCAGAAAGAGGCUGAUUCAGUUUUCACUCACUGGCUCCACACAUUGUUUUCUUGUGCUCACAUAUUGACAUUGAGGUGCUGCUUAUUCCAUAUCUAAAAGGCCUGGGAUCAAUACAAUGGAACCUGGUUUACUUGUGUACACGAAGAUUCUUUAUUUAACCAACGGUUAGUUGUGAUUUACAUGUUUACUAAAAAAAAAAAAGUCACACUGUGCUUAGCGGAGUUUAUUUAUUUUCAAUAAGUGUGUCUAGAAUUUCUAAGCAGAAUGUUCAAAGUGAUUCCUGUGACUUUAAUGUUUGUAUGGCUGAGAGAAAGUUCUGAGAUAAUGGCUUCUUUUCUCAUGCCUUACUGGGCUGGGCAGAGUGUAGAUGGCAGGCAGGGAGAUUGAUGGUGAAAUCAGUGCUGCUUAUUCGUGGAGGUUUUCACACUGUUCACAUGAUAUAAUGGUCAUCAAAAUUCCAGCCUAUCAGUGGCAUGUAUGUGCUCCAGAGGGGCCCUGGCCCCAUGUGCAGACUUUAGAGGGAUCACGAAGCAGGUGCCCUCAGCAGAUGCCCCCAGCCUGGCCCAGAGCUUUUCUUCUGGCAUUGGAGGAACCAGCACUCACGGAGAGGAGCACUAGGGGGCGCCUGCGUGGGGCACCUGCUUUGUGCCCACCAAGUGCUGUCAGCUGGCCAGGCUCCCCCCCCCCCCCAUGUGGGUGGGCCGGCACCAACUCUCCCGGUCCAGGAAUAGCCAUAGCUCUCGAACCAGCCACGGUUGGUGGAAGGCCCUUCUAGAGGGUAUACAUGCUUCUGAAAUAUUCCUCUGCUGGACUAAAUAAUUCCUGUGUAGAGACAUUUAAUCUUCAAACAAGGGAGAUUGGGCAUCUGGAUGUCUCAUUUCCAAACAGUGAAAGCCCCCAGCCCACCCCAGCCCACCAUGUGUGCGUGGAUUGCUGGUGGAAUAAUAUGAGCUCUUCUGUACAUGAAUACCAAGAUGAAAAUAAGGACAAAAAAGAGAAAAGGCAGUAUAAAAAAGGGAUAGCGCUUUUCAUUCGGCAUCUGGCUAGUAUUUAAUUAAAAAUGAGAACAGGAUAAUGAGCAGCAGAUACCAUCUUGCUAAUCUUAGUCCAUUGCAUUCAUUGAACUGAGCUGAGAUAGAUGCAGAUAGAUAGAUCCGUGAAGUACCAACUGCCUGAGGCACUUAAUCCUACAGACAGCUUUAGUUACAGGUGUCGUCAUGACUUUGGUUACCACUAAUCUGAGGUGGAUCUAAACAUAGGGGGGUAAACGCUAUAAAUAAGCCAGAUCAGAACAAAAGAAAAGAAAUCUCUAUGGGAAAUCGUGUUUUAAAAUUUCCUGCUCUCUGGCGCCAUCUGGUGUUGCAUGUUUAUAGCACAUUCAAAUGGCUGUUUCUUUAAUAAUGUAGCUGAGUCCUCGGUCUCUAGUUCAGGGCGGAAGCCACCUGCAGACUUAAGAGAUCUGGAAUUGUUUUCUCAGGCUGGAUCUAGACACAUCAAAAAAGUGUUUCAGGAAAACGCAUUGUAAACUUCAUAAAGGGAAAUUACAGUGGCGAAAGAUGGAACUCCACAGCACCAUCUGUUGUCACAGUGUUAAAAUGCAUAUAAAGCGCUUUUUCUUUACUAAUGUAGUUGAAUGCUCAGUGGCAAGUAUCUGGUUGCCUCCACCAGACAUUGGGUGGAGAAUUUCCAUGUUUCUUUCACUCCCUUUUUGCAGGGUUUCACCACCAUGCCAUCAUCCAGUCAUGGUCACCUUGUAUUCAAAGGCCUAUCCAUUGAAGCAGAACCUGAACCACUUUUGAGGAGGGCUGACCCCUCGUGGGUCCUUGCUCUGUAUAUGAAAUGCUUUGAGCACUCCCAAGUGUCUCAACAUUAUUCUCUACCUGCAGGAUUAAUGGGUGGCAGAGGAGUGGGGCCCCGUCAGGACGUUGCCCCCAACCCCCAGUCACUUUCCGAGGGUGUUGUGUGCUGACUAUGGAAAUUUGCCCCUUUUCGAGCUCCCUGAUUGGUGGAGGGAAUAGAUGGGCUUCUUUGAACGACAACAUUUAAACAUGUGGAGAUGAAGAGAGGGGACGGAUGCCCCCCAAAUUCCAAUGCCUGGAUGAUGUGUUCACGAUGCAGACCCUCAAGGAGCGGCUGAGGAAUUUCCUCUCAGGCCAGCUGCCUCUCUCCUGGAGCACCCUUUGGGAUUCUCCGUCUCCUUGGGAACUAGAAGCUCAGAGCUGCGUUGUGCAAGAAAGACCUUAAAAAAGCCAGGGAGGCCCAGGCCAGGACACUUGCACCACCACCAAACAACCUGAGAGGACUAUGUGGCUCUACAGUUUAUACUGUUCAUUUGUUUUAGUGUUUGAAACUGGUAAACCACCCUGGGUUCCUAAUGGGGAAGGUGGUAUAUAAUUGCAGGAAGCAAAGACGUCGGACGCAGGGGCCAUUGCAUUGCACCUCACAACUGAGAGUAAAACCUUUGGGAUUGUGAGAGGUUAUAUGUUCAACACCAGCAGAUGCUAAACAAAAUACUGUAUUUUUCGCUCUAUAAGACACACUUUUUCCCCUCCAAAAAUUAAGGGGAAAUGUGUGUGCGUCUGAUGGAGCGAAUGCAGGCUCCAUGGCUUCGCGUUGCUUCCGCUGAAGCCAGGAGAGCAAGACUCUCCUGGCUUCAGGGAUAGCCGCCCGAAGCCUCCAGAGGCUUUCACUGAAGCCUGGAGAGUGAGAGGGGUCGGUGCGCACCAAUCCCUCUUGCUCUCCUGGCUUUGCUUUGCUGGAAAGGCGCUGCGCAGCUUUCCCUCUCUGCACAGCACCCCUUUAGCGAAGCGGGAGGAGAAAUGGAAGGGGCUCCGUUUCUCCUGCCGCUUCGUUGGAGGGGCGCUGCACAGAGAGGGAGAGAAAAAAAUUUUCUUGUUCUCCCCCUUUAAAACUAGGUGCGUGUUAUGGUCGGGUGUGUCCUAUAGAGCAAAAAAUACGGUAAACGAAAUCCACUUAUAUUAAUAAAUCACACAAAAUAUUCACAUAGCUGCCAUUUUACUGAUUUUGCAUAAUCUUUAAAGUUUCAGAAUCCAGGUGUUCUUGGCACAUAAUUGACCUCUCCCCAAGUUAUCUGCUUCUGUUCCAAAUGGACUGCUGCUCCACACAUUUGCUUGUGGUGGAUUGUUUGAGCUAAGCCAACUGAAUAGAAAAGCUUGGUCUAAGUGCACUUGACCUUGUUUUGGGUUAAGGCGUCUCAUUACAGAAGAUCUGACUAAUAACACAGUGAUGGAAUCUGAAGAGCCACGUGAUGCAGCUCUUGCUGGCUUGUACCAGCUCAGACUGAAGCUUAGGUAACGCUCAACUCCCUGUAUGCAGAAAAUUAACGUGUAAAGUAAAAGGAAGGCUCAGUCACACUCACUUUUUGCCUCAUUCUUUCCAGGAACAGAUUUGUGCUUAAAAGCUCCAUUCAAACAUGUUUCUUUUGUUUGUUGCUACUUCUCUGGAGCUUUUCCUGUGAAAACCCACUCCUUAAUAGCCAGUCAGGACAAACAUCCAUUCAGGUUUUUAGUGGUUUGCUCUGAUAGAGCUUUAAAGAGCAAGUUUUUGUGAGGAAAAAUCUGGAGUAAAUAAAGGAGCUUUAAAGUGCAGACCGUGCCUGGAAAAAAGCACGGGAUGUGAAGUUUAGCUUGUUUUAUUACAAUUUCCCUCUCACUUGCCCAGCCUCUGCCCUACCCCUUGGUAAAAUGUUUUGCCUCAGAGUCUGAUGACACAGCUGCUGUGCUAGCAGGUUUUCAGUGCAUGAUCACACAAAUUCCUUGCCACACAGAUGCGUAUCGUCUGCCGUGAUGUGCCUCCAGAGACGCUCUAUGAUGUUCUACAUGACACCAGUUACCGCAAGAAGUGGGACUCCAACAUGAUUGAGACCCAUGACAUUGGGCGCCUGACUGUCAACGCAGAUGUUGGAUAUUACUCCUGUGAGCAACCUUGCUUCUUGCACUUGACGGGCUUGGAACCCCUGACAGAUUAUGUGGCUUCCUAGAAGAAAGCACUUCUUGUGCCUCUAAACUACGUCCCCAUCUGUGCCCAGAGGGGCUGCUGGGCUUGGGGCUGGUGUAUCUUGAGAAUGCCAUUGGAUUACUCCGCUGCAAUCCUAGACCCACUUACCUGAGAGUAAUUCAGGACUUCUUUCUGAGCAGCCAUGGGUAGCACUGCACUGAAACCCUUAGUCCUGAGCUUCUUGCAUCCCCCAAAACAAAACAAAAAACUCAGCUGUAGCUGGAUGACCACCUAUCAGGGGUGCUGUAACAGUGGGUUUCCUGAGGUCCCUUCCAGCUGAAUGGUUUUCUGAGCAGAACGCCACAUUCUACAUUCUGCCAUGCACAUUAAAUAAAAUGAAUAUUUGCUCAACUAAGGUCUGCCCGAAACAUGGCAUGCAAACAUGGCUUUCCUUUUUCUUUUAAUGUGGGGUUCUGAAUGGGCAUUGGGGAAUGAAUGGCAGAGGUAGAACUAGCAGUGAAUACUUUGCUGCUCAGGUCAGGAAAACAUUUAGCAAGGACAGAUAGAUCCAGGGACACACACGGGAGCUGCUUCAUUAAUGCUUGGUAUUUAUAUAGUGCUAUUCAAAACGCAUCUCUGUAGGCCGGUGUUAUGUCCCCAGAACAGAAUGGGGGUGAACCAUGUUCUCUAGGCAACGUCUCUAGUGAGGCAUUAUUUCCUCCUGGGGUUUUUAAUGUCAGUAUGUUCUUGCUAACCGUGUUUCUUCUCUUGCAGGGAGGUGCCCAAGUCCUCUGAAGAAUAGGGACUUUGUUACCUUGCGCUCCUGGCUGCCCCUUGGCCACGACUACAUGAUCAUCAACUACAGCGUCAAACAUCCGGUGAGCUCCUUGCAGCUGAUCCUUGGGUGGUGCUUGCGGUCCUGCCUUGCAGUUCAGAAUGGGAAGCAGGGAUGGGUGCCAUCCCUGGCUUGGUACCCUGCUGGCAAGGAAGAGGAAGGGGUAUAGAGCAAGGGGUUUCCCCACAUCCCAUCUCUUCUCUUCCUUUGCUCAUGCAGAGACACAGAAUUCCUUCUCCCUCAACCCCCUUCUCUCAGCCAGGCCAGUUUCUCAACCCCCUUGCCUCAUUUGUAAUCCUUUAAGCCCCAUUAAAAGCAUGCCUUUACUCAAAGGAACCUAGGAAGUUGCCGUCUACAGAGUCAGACCAUUGCUCUAUCUGGCUGAGUAGCUGGCAUGGGGUUUCAGAGACAGACAAGUCUCUUCCAGACCUACCUGGAGGUUGAACCUUGGGCCUCCUGAAUACAAAGCAUGUGUUCUAGCACUGAGCCAUGGCCUUACACCAAGUCAAGGGGAUCAUUUCUAGCUGCCAUGCAGCAAGAAUAUCUCACUCACCUCUUCCUGAGUUGGCCACUGUGGGGAACUGGCAGCCUCUUCAGUGGGGUUGCUGCUGCUGCUUCUCAGCUUGGCUCUCUACCAGUUUCUUCCUUUCCCUCCUUCGCUCCCUCCAUGGGCCCUGCUCCUACACCUGAGGGCCCUUAGUGCAUAUGCAUCUGUUUCCACAAAGGGCUUAUUGUGUGAUUCAGUGCCUUCACGAGUUCCCCUUCAAGCGGACACUCAUGUCGGUGACUGCAUGUAUGAACCAAGCCUUAAACUGUGGGGUCUCUCUGCAGAAGUACCCACCCCGAAAGGACUGCGUGAGGGCCGUAUCCCUGCAGACGGGCUACUUGAUCAAGGCAACGGACAAGAGUGGCUGCAUUCUUUACUACCUCACCCAAGUAGACCCUCGAGGUAAGCAUCUUUACACGCAGGUUGUGGCUGGGAAAAGACAAAGCCUGAGAGAGGGGAGGGGAAUUGUUCCAGGCAGUGCCCAAGUCAGUGUUGAGGGUUCAGGGUGAUAAAUAAAGGGGAGAUUUCCUAAGGCACAGGUAGGAACCAUUUUUGGCCAGAUUGCAACCAUCUGAGGUUGUUAUGACAUCACUUGUGAGUCGAAGCCCUUGGCACCAUGUUUCCUGAGUGCCUGGCAGGGAGGCAGUGUGCAGAAGGGGGGCUUUAACCCUGCUCUCUGCAGGGAUUGGCUGUGUGAUCGAAUUCCACAUGGAGGACCUGCUCACUCAGCCGAUCCUGCGGGACUGAACUCGCUGUCAUCGGUUGAACUUGAUUGUGCAGGCAAUUCAGCCAUGUCUCUACCUGCACCAUAUCUCUGGUGUGGGGCUGGUGGGUGUGCUUUGGGGAGAGAAGCCUUGCAGGAUAGCAAAGGAUAGUCAAAGGACCCACAGCGAUGGGUGAUGCACCUGUCCCAUGGGGCACAAUAGACUGGGCUCUUCUCUGUGUAGGAAUGGUGGGAAAACACAGCAGUUAUCAUGGCAGAAAUACUUGUGUGCAACAGCUUUUGGUAACGAGUGGCUCUGGUUUGCUUUUAGGUUCAUUACCAAAGUGGGUGGUGAAUAAAGCGUCUCAGUACGUGGCACCAAAGGUAAGUUGGAGUUGUGUAGGCACAUCCACGUGGCAGGAUGGCUGUGACUGAAGCAAGUUGCUAAGCAGGCUUGGUAGGGGGGAAAAUAACUGUCCAUAUUGGGACACUGUCAAAAAGUGUAGCUCUGCACAGCUGGAAUAUGGAAGAGCUGUGCUCUGGGUGACACCUCUGCAGUUUUUAGGGCAGCUACUGCCAAACAAGGGUGGUCCAGGAUGUUUUGCCACUUAAGGCAAACCCCACACACACACACACACACACCAUGGGCACUCCCUGCCAGUGCCAUGGGCCCAUCACCGCCUCCUCCUCCACAGGCACCCCCCACUGCCACUCCCAUCGCGGUGCAAGUGUGGUGGAGCCCAUGGCAGCAUCAUGCCCACAGAGGAGGCAGAGGCAGGGGGCGGCGGGGGGGGGCGCUUAUGGGAAAUGUGAUGCUGUUGUGGAGGAGGUGGCAGUAAGAGGCACAUUCCUCAGGCUCAGAUCUGCUACCCAAGGCCACCUCCUUACUGCACCUCAUGGGCAUGCCAGCCCUUCAACCAAACUGUUUUCUAGGGGACAUUAAAGGUAAAGGUAAAGGGACCCCUGACCAUUAGGUCCAGUCGUGACCGACUCUGGGGUUGUGGCGCUCAUCUUGCUUUAUUGGCCAAGGAAGCCGGCGUACAGCUUUCGGGUCAUGUGGCCAGCAGGACUAAGCCGCUUCUGGUGAACCAGAGCAGCGGGAAACUCUGCCAUGACUGAAUUCUAUUUUAUUUUGAUUUUAUAUACUGUGAUCUUUUUAUGUGAAGCGCCCUGAGACCUCCGGGUAUAGAGUGGUAUAUAAAUUACUAGUAGUAGUAGUAGUAGUAGUAGUAGUAGUACUAUUAUUAUCAUUAUCAUUAUCAUUAUCAUUAUCAUUAUUAUUGUUAUAUGAGCCAAAGAGACCUGAUGCUCACAGAGGUCAUCUACUGUACCUCUGUCUCAGCCCUGAGCCUGCUGCCUCUGUCUGCUCAUGUAAAAGUGGGUCUUUGCUUUCAGUUCAGAAACACAAUGCGCAUCAGCAACCAGAUUUUUGGCUAGUACCAACUUACUCUCCUUUUACAGGCUAUGAAGACGAUCUAUAAGGCAGGGCUGAAGUACCCAGAGUGGAAACGGAAGCAUGACCCUGGCUUUAAGCCUUGGUUGUACCCAGAACAGAACACAUUGCCCAGCAUUAGCCUAGCUGAGCUCUCCCUGCAGCAUUCUGACUCCUUGGAGAACAUCGACGAGAGCGGUCUGUCUGAAGCCAAGGUGAGCCUCAGUGACGAUGAGGCUUGAGGACAGGAUCUGGAUGCACAGCUCAUCGCCGUCCUGUGGGCUGGAUGAGGCCUUCCACCAUCCAGAACACAGCAGCUCUCACAGAGCCACCCAGCGCCCGCCCACCCAACAGAACACAAAGCUCCCUGCCCUCCAACUCCCCACUUUCCAAGAGACACAGACACACCAGGGGCGCCGUUCAGCACUACUUUUCAAGAAGCGCAUAUAUGACCAGUGGCCACAGUUUUCUCUUGUCUCCUUCCCUGUUUGUGAAUCUUGUUGGGAAGCACCACAAUUGUGCAUGGGAUGAUGGUUUUCAGGUGGCCAUGACAGGUCCACAGAAUCUCAGUGCGCAGGAAUGGACACCACAGGACCAACAACCUGAGGUAUCCUUUCUGCACAGACUGAAGUGCAGAGUAUCACUGCGGAUCUGCCAAGAGCUUGGUGGGGGUGGGGUUCUCUCACUUGCUGCUUUGCAUUCUAGCCUUUUAGAGCCGUUUGGUGGCACUUGGGGGACAAUCCCACUAGCAGUGUCCUGGACUAUUCCCCGAAAGUUGACAUUACGUAUUGUAAGUGUGGAAUGUGGCAGCCUCCCCUCAGACGGCACAGGACCCAAGAUGGCUGGGAGGUGGCCUUCACAUUCAUACAUAAUGCUAAGCCACAGAUGCCAAUGGGAUAACUUGGGCCCGGUACACUGUAUGUGGAUUGGGGCCCCUGCAUUCCUCCCUCUGUAAUCUAUUAGCAAGAACUGCUAGUUAUGCACAUAUAUUAAUUUAGCCUGGCCUACCUCACAGGGCUGUUGCAAACGGAAAGGGCAGGACAGAUGUACAUGACCUUGAGCUGUUGGAAGGAAAAUUCACAUGCAAAUACAUAAUGCCAUUCACAGAUUGUGUAAAGAAAAACAAACCUGUACAAUCCCAGAAAAGCAGCCCCCCUUGUUUUAAAUGCAACAUUUUAUAAUUCUGUUACCUACUGCAAGAUACGAAAACAAUAAUAAUAAUAAAAAAGUUGGCCAACCCUGACAAAUUGAUAA